This is a messenger RNA of Penicillium canescens, 960 nucleotides long. RefSeq names its product endo-1,4-beta-xylanase. The transcript is spliced from 2 exons. The record is from RefSeq and is a predicted model, not a curated record. Gene Ontology annotation, biological process: carbohydrate metabolic process. Gene Ontology annotation, molecular function: hydrolase activity, hydrolyzing O-glycosyl compounds. The coding region runs from base 1 to 960 and encodes 319 amino acids. NCBI's taxonomy places the organism in Eukaryota, Fungi, Ascomycota, Eurotiomycetes, Eurotiales, Aspergillaceae.
AUGAAGAACUUUGCCACAACACUCGUCACCGCGCUCCUCGCCGCUACCGAAGGAGUCUACGCGUUUCCCAGCACCGGAACCACCCCGCUGAGGGAGGAGGCAAGCAAGAAGGACAUUCUCAUCGGGUCUGGGGCGAUCAACCCGACCUACCUCAAUGAUCCCAAGUUCGCGGCCGUCCUUGCCAACCAGUUCAACAGCCUCUCUCCCGAAAAUGAGGGGAAGUGGUCGUUCUUUAACCCGACCGAAGGGUACUACAACUGGACCUCCCUCGACCGCCUCGUUGACUUCGCGGAAGACAACAAUAUGGUGGUCAAGGGACACGGGCUCAUUUCGAGCUGCUGUAACCCCGACUACGUGCUCAACAUCACCGACCCCACAGCCCUUCGUGCUGCGAUGACGGCUCACUUCGAGGCGUUCAUGCACCGGUACCACAAGAGGAUGGAUCGGUGGGACGUCGUCACCGAGGCCCUCGAAACGCAGGGCGGCGGCCUGAAUGCGAAUAUCUUCUAUAACGUACUCGGUUCCGGCUACAUCGCAGAUGCCUUCCGCAUCGCCCGUGCAGCCGGCCCGGACGCUAAGUUGUUCAUCAACGAGAAUCUUGUUGAAUCACUCCCCGGCAAGCGCCAGGAACUCUACGACCUCGUCUCCGGACUCGUGGCGGACGGCAUCCCGAUUGACGGAAUAGUCAACUCCUACACGGCGCUCGGACUGGAAGUGACAAUUGCUGAACUGGAUGUCCACACACUUGACAACGCACUCGAGACCGACAUCUACGGUGCCGUUGUCGGCGAGGCUCUCAAAGCAGGAAUCACCGACAUUAGCUUCUGGGGCUUCACGGAUAAGCAUGCCUACACCUGGGUGCCGGGCGCAAAGCCCUUGAUGUUUGACCAGUGCUACAAGCCCAAGAGCGAGUUUUACGCCACUCACAGUGCCCUCGCGAACUUCGUCAGCGGGCCCUAG